Messenger RNA from Cutaneotrichosporon oleaginosum, 951 nucleotides. RefSeq lists its product as uncharacterized. Gene Ontology annotation, cellular component: cytosol. NCBI's taxonomy places the organism in Eukaryota, Fungi, Basidiomycota, Tremellomycetes, Trichosporonales, Trichosporonaceae. The record is from RefSeq and is a predicted model, not a curated record. Gene Ontology annotation, molecular function: FMN binding; oxidoreductase activity.
UUCUGAAUUCUCAAUCUCUCCAGCCACUCGUCCGACUCAAUCCAGCUAGCGCGCAACUGGGUUGCGAUGCAACGUUCGGUUGCAGUUGCCGUCGCUGCCGGCGCUAUCUUGACAUUUGUUUAUCACGUCGUACGAGCGCGUCCGGUGAAGGAGAAGCAGAACAAGGGGGACGAGGAGGACGAGGAAGGAGAAACCUUCAAGCUCGGACUAGUACUCGGCAGCGAGCGGAAGGGUGGAAAUACAGUCGGCAUGGGAGUCUACCUCUCCGCCCUGCUCCCCACGCUGCCCUUCCCUGCUCGACUGGUUCUCGACGUCGUCGACCUCGCCGAGCUCGACCUCCCGCGCACAUUCUCCCAUGUCCCUGCGAAGGGUCCCCAGCUCACGUGGCAAUACGUCCCCUCUGCCGACGCCCUGUGGUCUGCCCGCGUGCGCAGCUGGGACGCCGUGCUCUUCGUCGCGCCCGAAUACAACGGCCACGUGCCGGGCAUCCUCAAAAGUGCCCUUGACCGACUGUAUGGUGAAUGGCAGCGAAAGCCGGCUGGGCUCGUUGCGCUAGGCUCGGAAGGUGGACGGCGGUUGCUGCAGAGAGGAGCAGAGCUGUUCGCCGAGCUUGGGAUGGAGGUCGUUGGAGGCGUAGGCGUGACGACAUCGGGCAGGCGGGUGACCGGAGAUGAGGAGUGGUUGGGGGCGGUGCGGAACGAUAUUGAGAGCGUGGUGCUGGGGCUAGUGGCUGCAAGGCGUACGUAACCAUACAAUGGUAAGUUUCGAUGUCGCAGGAGGAUUCAGCCACCCGGAGGAAUUGACUUGUCAGGUGUUCGACUUGCUGCGGGUUGAUGCAAAAUUAAAAAUUGUGUCACCGCUGCAGGCUGCAGGCACCCAUUCAAUCCAGAGGCAGCCGUCUGACCAUGUCAACGACGGGCCACUGAUGAUCAACAAGGAUCAGCAGAAAUU